CAGUGCGUUAGUGGGUUGCAAACAAACGAGGAGAAGCGAAAUUUCUCAAUAAAAAUAAAUCUAUAAACAAAACCAAAAAGAACGCUAAAAAUGAAUAAAUUCAGCGUGUUUGAACUAGUGCAGUUGAUUGAAAUCUUCAAGAAUGAACCAAUCCUGUGGAACCGACCCAGGACAACGUUCACCACACCGGAAAGACAGGAUAUGGUUGAAAAUGUUGCGAAGCGCUUUGGGAGAACGCCAGGAGAUAUUGAGAAGUGCUGGGUGGCCCUCCGAGAGAAAUAUAGACGAGAACGAGCUAGUGAGAUGGCCAAUGUUCAGAGGAAGUAUCGAAAAGAGCCCUGGGAGCUCAUGAGCCAUCUCUCAUUCCUGGAUGAACUCUACUGCCCACAGAGCAAAGGUGCUCCUCCACCUGCAGAACCACAGCCGCUGGCACAGCCUCCUAAGUCCAAUUCCAAGAAAUUCCAAGUAGGAAACAUGGUCAAAAUCCUUCCCUCUACAUCAGGAGACAACGUCAUCAUUCGCCGUGUAGGACGAAAAUCUACUCCUGGAGUCCCUGGAGAACUUGUGGGUGUUGGGAAGCUGAAACUUGCAAAUCUAGCUGAUUUACAGAAGAAGCCAAAUUCCCCGAAAUCUGCAGAGCGCCCGGAAAGUCCGGAGAAUGCACGCAAAAGCAAUGAAGUUAAUUCAUCAAUGCUCUCUCCAUACCACGAACCUGAAUUAUCAGAUAAGUCAGAUCAUCAUCCACAGUAUGAGAAAGAUGCUCGAUCCGUACGAUCAGUUUCUCCAGCCAUAUCCAUUGUCUCAUCAACGCUAUUCCCAAUCUCAUCAGACAAACACGAGGAUGGCAUGAGAUUUAAAAUGAGUCGAAAUUCACGCGUGAUUAAGAAAAUGGAAGACGAAAGGAGAGAACUUCUGGCGGUUCUGAAGAAUCUGACUAGAGAAAAGGGUGCAGCAGAGUCCUACGGAGAGUAUUUAACGAAGAAACUCAAAUCUUGGAGUACGGAGAAGCAAAAUAGGGCCAUAAGGAAGUUUAAUAUAGUAAUAGGAGAAAUUGAGGAGGAAGAUGAAUAAAGUCUGAAA
Lutzomyia longipalpis is the source of this 1080-nucleotide messenger RNA. RefSeq lists its product as uncharacterized. Gene Ontology annotation, biological process: regulation of transcription by RNA polymerase II. The transcript has 2 exons. Lineage: Eukaryota; Metazoa; Arthropoda; Insecta; Diptera; Psychodidae. Gene Ontology annotation, cellular component: transcription regulator complex; nucleus. Bases 91 to 1071 code for a protein of 326 amino acids. The record is from RefSeq and is a predicted model, not a curated record.